UUUCAACACUCACUAGUGUGUCUCCAAGUCUUUUUGUGUAUUGGGAAGUGUUUGAGACCAGAACCUCCACACGAGGAGGGUCUUGGGAAACACCUGCAAAUGGUGCAUUUGAUGACUCAGAAUUUUAAGGUGCUCUAAUUUUCAAAGUUGAUGUCUCAACAUUCUUGCAGUAGACUUCCCUUACUGUCUGUAAAUGCAAAUCCAUUUAGUGUAUAUUUCAAAGCAAAUGUUUUCUAUAUUUCUCUGGCAUUAGUUGCCAUGGAAUUUAGAAUUUUUUCCAGAAGCCUAUUUAAUAACUAUUUUCAGCUGUGAUAUUAGGCCUUCAUAAAAUUCUGCUUAGGAACGUGGAAGCCAUGGCCACCCCCUCUAUGACAUUAAGUCAUGUGACAUGGGGUCUCUGCCCAGUCUACAGGCAUUUCUAACUACAUUUCUUUGAAUGGAAAAGUGAUUUUGCUUUUGCAGUCCUCAUGGCUAUAAAAGAAAACCUCAUGAGCAAUAACCUGUGAAUGUCCUGUUCCCCUAUAAAGUAGAAUGGAUCUCAGCUGCUUUGCUUUAAGGGGGCCAAGAUGGGUCGCCGAGCUCAAAAGGAGCCAGCUCAGGCUGAGAAUCACUUCAGUGACAGGAAUGCCUCGGUGACUCUGACCAGUGAGGCUCCCCCUCCCAAGCCUCCUCGCAGGCUGGGCGGCUGGGCGGAUGAUUCCAUGAAGGCGUCAAAGUUUGGGAGGAAGGCUUCAGAAGAGAUAGAAGACCACCGCCUCAGACGGCACAGCCUGGAUGGAAUGGAUGACGGAGGAGAUAUUCCCAUCAUCCCGGAUCUGGAAGAAGUGCAGGAGGAGGACUUUGUUUUGCAGGUGGCAUCGCCUCCGAGCAUCCAGGUGAACCGGGUGAUGACCUACCGCGACCUGGACAAUGACCUCAUGAAGUACUCGGCCUUUCAGACCUUGGAUGGUGAGAUUGACCUGAAGCUCCUCACCAAAGUGCUGGCUCCAGAGCAUGAAGUACGAGAGGACGAUGUUGGUUGGGACUGGGACCAUCUAUACACGGAGGUGUCCUCGGAGCUCCUCACCGAGUGGGACCAGAUGCACACUGAGAAGGAGGACCCCCCAGGACCACCUCGGAACACCUGAACGCAUUAUCUCUGCCUCAGACCUGGAGCAAUGCAGUAGGCCUCAAGCCAAGGAAACUUACAAGCGGAUGAGAAUUUCUAUAUGGAAUAUUUUGUAAUAAAAAUAUUUUCAGUAGACCACACUGGGUCAUUCACAUGCAAUAAAUGGCUUUAUUCUGUG
Marmota flaviventris (yellow-bellied marmot) is the source of this 1286-nucleotide messenger RNA. RefSeq names its product intraflagellar transport 43 (gene Ift43). The record is from RefSeq and is a predicted model, not a curated record. Gene Ontology annotation, cellular component: intraciliary transport particle A; cilium. Lineage: Eukaryota; Metazoa; Chordata; Mammalia; Rodentia; Sciuridae. Gene Ontology annotation, biological process: intraciliary retrograde transport.